Molecule: messenger RNA, 1599 nt
Organism: Aspergillus bombycis
Lineage: Eukaryota; Fungi; Ascomycota; Eurotiomycetes; Eurotiales; Aspergillaceae
Product: NF-X1 finger and helicase domain protein
Exons: 2
Coding region: 1-1599 (532 amino acids)
Source: RefSeq, a predicted model, not a curated record
AUGGGCAAUGCAAGCAAAGAUGUGGCCGUUUGUAUUCCACAUGUGCCCAUACCUGCGCUGCAGAAUGCCACGGGGACACUCCAUGUCCGCCAUGCACGGCGCCCUGUGGCGUCCAGUGUGGUCACUCCAGAUGCUCUAAGAAAUGUUCUGAGCCAUGUGCCCCUUGUGCAGUAUCAAAAUGUCUGUCCGCAUGUCCGCAUAGCGCGUGUUCCAUGCCUUGCGCCGCGCCGUGUGAUCACAUUCCAUGCUCUCGCCGAUGUGAGAAACAUCUAUCGUGCGGCCAUCAAUGCCCGUCCUUAUGUGGAUAUUUCUGUGGACUUCAUCUUAGGUCAGACAUACAAAGAGAUUGACCUAGAUGAAAACCCUUGCAUAUUUCCCCCAUGUGGACACUUUCUGACUGUGGAAAGCAUGGAUGCCCAAAUGGACCUUGGGAAACACUAUAUGCUAGAUGAAAUGGGAAAGCCAUUCUCGAUUUCCAAAUCAUCCGAACCGUUCUCCAUCUCGGAUGUUCCGAACUGUGCCACCUGUCGAGGUUCGUUGAGAAGUAUAUCCCGAUAUGGGAGACUAGUGAGGCGUGCCUUGUUGGACGAAGCGACGAAGAAAUUUAUUCUGUACUUAAAUCAGAAGUACGUACCUAUGGCUCAAGAACUCGCCCAAUUGGUGGCUCAGCUGCCAGACCACGAAGGGACAGCGGCAGCAAAAGCAUUCCAAAAUGACCUUACUCUAAAGGUUCAAGGGCCACCUGACCACCAAAUCCGAUUGAUGCACCAGCAUCUCAAGAAAAAUGAUUCGACAAGAUGGAAAGAUAUGAUCCUCCUGCGCCAGCAGGUUACAGAAUACUACCAAAACGUCAAGGUAGAGGAGCAGCCCUUCAACCAAGUACGCAACAUGGUGGAGGAUGCCCGUCGUCGAAAACGAAAAACCGGGCAAUUCGAAUUCGACGAGACUGUGCUUCAGACGAAAGGCUGCAUUCAAGCAGCUUCGCUGUUACUUCGCCUCGAUACAGCAUUGAUUGGAGACUUCCUCACUUUGUAUAAACAAACUCCUGGCGGGUCCAACAAAUGUGUUCUCCACCUUGACCUCCAGGCAAACCGAAAAGAGGGUGAGAAGCUGACAGCCAUGGCUGUCACCUCACAGCGCGUAUUACAACAGGUCGAGGGCUACCUUUUCCGCGCUCAGCUGUGUGCCCUGGAGUGCCAGAGCAGCGAUCAGCCAACUCGGGCAGAUGAUCUUCUGAGCGAGGGUAAUGAGUGCAUUGAACAAGCUCAGAAGCUGUGUGCAACCCACCAGGUACAUGGACUUGCUGACGAAAUCGAGGGUACAUUGAAGAUGCUCCGCGGCAGUACUUUUUACACACCCGUGACCAGUGAAGAGAGAAUGGCUGUUGUGGCUGCCAUGGCGCGGGAAUUCCGGGGAACUGGACACUGGUACCGUUGCGUGAACGGCCAUUUUUUCACCAUCGGAGAAUGCGGCGGUGCUAUGCAAAUCUCCACCUGCUCAGAAUGUGGUGCACGUAUAGGUGGCCAAGGCCACCAAACAGUAGCUGGAGUGACCCGUGCCGCUGAUUUGGAGGAGAAUUUGGCCCGGUUAAUAAUUUGA